AUGGCCGAUACUAUGGUGUCAAUUGUUCGCUCACCACUAUCCGAAGCAUCGAAUCGAAUCAACUCGAAUUAUCCUACUCAGGAAGGUCAGCGCCACAAGCCGCGGUAUGACCGCCCUAACUCAUCGGCUGUCAACAAUACCGCACGUACAAGCCAUGGGCACCCGACUGCAUACUUUUCUGGCCGACCUCCUACUCAACAGCAGCCUCCAGUUUCAACACCUCAAGAGCAAGCCACUUUAAAGCCUCCCAGUGUUAUGGACGAUGAACGUCGACAUUCGGCGGCAUCUUACGAUUCUUCAGGAAGUGGCCGCAGCAAGAAGAACUACAAGACGCAUAUAGGGCCGUGGCAGUUAGGCAGGACCCUUGGCAAAGGCUCAUCUGCGCGCGUAAGACUAUGUCGCCACACAGGUACAAAUCAGCUGGCUGCCGUCAAGAUUGUCAACAGACGGAUGGCGUAUCUUGUCCAAGAUAGUAGUUUGGCUGCUCUUAGCAAGUGGGACAAUAAUCUCCCAGAACAGAUCGAUGGCGAGAUGCGUGUUCCCAUGGCUAUUGAGCGAGAAGUGGCAAUCUUGAAGCUCAUCGAACAUCCGAACAUAAUGAAACUAUACGAUAUCUGGGAAAACCGGUCAGAGGUCUACUUGAUACUUGAAUAUAUCGACCAAGGUGACUUGUUCACCUUUAUCAACAUGAAGGGCCGCCUGAGUGAGGAAGUUUCUAUCUUCUUCUUCCGACAGAUCAUCAGCGCCAUCUCAUACUGCCAUUCCUUCAACAUCUGCCAUCGAGACCUGAAGCCUGAGAACAUCUUGAUCAGUGCCGAUCUGCAGAUCAAAAUUGCCGACUUUGGCAUGGCUGCUCUCCAUCAAACAGACACACACCAACUUGCUACAGCUUGUGGCAGUCCUCACUAUGCUGCACCUGAGCUCCUCAAGAACAGACAAUAUAGGGGCGACAGAGCAGAUAUUUGGAGCAUGGGUGUUAUCCUAUUCGCAAUGCUUUCAGCCACUCUUCCAUUCGAUGACCCUGAUCUUCGUGUGAUGAUGGCUAGAACGAAGAAAGGACAGUACGAGAUGCCAAGUUUCCUCAGCCCAGAAGCCGAGGACCUGAUCAGGCGAAUGUUACAGGUCAACCCCGAUAGACGCAUCACUCUCAAGGAUAUAUGGCGCCAUCCUCUGAUUCGGAAGUAUGCAUAUCUGGAUAACCUUUGUGACAUCAACAGCCAGCCGCCUGAUAUACGCAAAGGUUUUCAGUAUACCCCAGUACCUACAAAGGAUGUUGAUCCGCAAUUGGUUCGACAAUUACGAUCUAUGUGGCACAUGUUUAGUGAAAAUGAUUUAAAGCUCAAGCUUACAUGUGACGAACCCAAUGAUCAAAAGGCUUUCUAUUGGUUGUUACACCACUACCGCGAGCAACAACUGGAAGACUUCAAGCCUGAGCUUGCCCACUCUACAAGUGACUACCACCAUAUGAAGCCCGGCACAUGGAAGAAACGCGUAUCGACAUGCGAAUUUGCACAGCCGAGCGGCAACGGUCACGGGCGUUCCAUAUCACGGUUCACUGUGAUUUCGAAUGCCACUGAGCCAGAGCUAGCAAUAAACCAGGAACCAUUCCAAACAGAACGUGCGAUACACUCUCGUGAUUCCCAAAAAGGACAGUCGCUGGUCAGUGUCCACCGUUACUCUUAUGCAGAGAAUGGUUCUUAUACUGGGCAGCCAAAAAGGCUUCGGAGCGGCUCAGGCGCACGACGCGGACGCGGGACCUCAAACCGCAAUUCUACCACAGGGCGCCUUCAGUCGUCUCGAGGGUCGCUCUCUUCGAUGCACAGCAGUCGGCAAGGUACACCUCAUGCGCGGAGUUUGCGACACAGGCGUGGAGUUGACUUCACACAUGUCCGGAAGAGAUCGACGUCAUCCUCCAAUCGCAAUAGGAGUGGCUCAAUGCCUCCUUAUGUUACGGAGCAAGGUUCAACAUAUCAGAUCGAAAUGAUUCGAUCUCACACACCAGAACUCCCAAGCCUACCUAGUGGUGUGCUUCCAAAAUUGGCGGAUGGACAUGACCCUCAAAAACGCUCCUCGGGGCAAGCGUUACGGAUAGCGCUUGGGUCCCGAUACGCCUCCGAAAUCUUCAAGGAGGAACUGCGCCACUUUAGCAGCAAUAUUGCCAAGGACUGUGACGAGGCGUUCAAAAGCUCACUGAUAGAAGAGGACUCCAUCGCUGGCUCGCUGACUGAACCAGACCGCACCCAGUACGAAUCUACACCGUUUUCCUUCACCAUCGACGCACCCGAGGAUUCGGCCGCAGAUGUUCUCGAGCUUUCGAAGAAGUCUUUCAGCAACCGACCCCUUCCACCUCUGCCGACUCCGACGCCAAGCUACAAUGGUCAUUCGUUGGCCCCAACACCCACUGGUUCCAGACCAGUGACUGGGGAAUCUUAUUCGGAAGAAUUGAGCUCAGAGCAGGUCGAGGUAGCCCAGCCAGUUCUGCUUACGAGACACACUGAGCGCCGGGUUGUCUCAGCUCCGACUUAUACUCAAAAGCACAAAAGAAGUGCUGCGCUGCCAUCCAUCAACGAAGCUGGAGCAGCGGCCAACGACAAAGCUCGUAUCGUGUCAGCGCCUCCGCAUACACCAACAAAGAAAGGGAUUGAUAGAAUCCGUGGCAUCGAAUACUUGAGUCAAGUCGAAAACAGCAUUCGUGUGGUCCAUUCGCCAGGUGACGAGAGCCCGGUGAAGAUUCCCGAGCCACUCAACGUAAGGAAGAAGGCCCCUGAACCCGAACAACGGAACUCGGCUCCUGCUGCACAACUUCGAGAAUUGGACUCGGCGUCGCAACGCAGUGUGGAUGGUGGCACCACUGCCACAACACUUUCGCUGGAGCCCCCUUGCCAUGAUGCUCAGGCGGCAACAAAGAAAAAAAAACUGUCUUGGUUCAAACGAUCUUCAAAAGUUGAGUCAGAGCCCAGCCAGGAGUCCGUUGAGUGGCAAGAUUGCACUUCGUACUUGACUUCUAGUGAUGGGAAGCGAAGCGAUUCAACGUCAACAGAGGCUCCGACUAAGAAGAAGACUUUCCACUUUUCUUUUUGGAAGAGCAAUAAACAAAGAGACUCUGUUAUGUCAAUCGCCAGACCUGAGCAGAAAGAAGAGCGACCUUCACUGGAGAUCAACAUCAUGGGUAAGACACACGUUUCCGCCAAGGUAUCUCAGACCAAAUGGCACGAGUCUGGCUCCGGCCCAGUGCGCAACAUUGAGGUGAAACAAAACUGGCUCGCACGCCUGUUCAGAGUCAAACCAGCAACAGACCACAUUUGCAUGACGAUUUCGAGGAGACGAGCACGUCAGGAGGUUACCAUCCUCCUACGAGAAUGGCGCAAGUACGGCAUUCGAGACAUUCAAGUGGACAAACAAAGGAACAUUGUCUUUGCACGGAUUGCAGCUAAGAACUUUUUGAAUCUGAAAGAAGUAUCCUUUGCCGCAGAGGUCGUUACAGUGAUUGAGCAUGGUAAGAAACAGCCACUCAGCAUCAUUCGGUUCACGCAGGAGCGAGGAGCAGCCAGCAGCUUCCACAGAGUAGUCGACACAAUGAACAUGAUCUUCGACGCAAGAGCUUUGGUGGUAGCCGACAGGAACAAGCGAAAGAUGAUGAUCAAGACACUCAACUCGUAA
This is a messenger RNA of Fusarium mangiferae, 3660 nucleotides long. RefSeq lists its product as uncharacterized. Gene Ontology annotation, molecular function: ATP binding; protein serine/threonine kinase activity. The transcript is spliced from 5 exons. The coding region runs from base 1 to 3660 and encodes 1219 amino acids. Gene Ontology annotation, cellular component: cytoplasm. Lineage: Eukaryota; Fungi; Ascomycota; Sordariomycetes; Hypocreales; Nectriaceae. The record is from RefSeq and is a predicted model, not a curated record. Gene Ontology annotation, biological process: protein phosphorylation; intracellular signal transduction.